CUCCUCCGUCCACCCCCGACUCCAAUCUUCAUCCACACCUUGAAUCAAAUCCAUCCCUACACCAAUACAGACUUCAACCCAAUCCAAUAGACCGAUACCUCCUUGAGACUUGAGAUAGACCACCCGCAGCUCGAAUCGACUCGGCAAUGAAGAGCAGGAGGCAGAGCGGCCGCGCCGGUGGCCUGGCCGUGGACACCACAAGCAGCGGCUGCGGCGGCGGCGGCGUCGUAGGGGGAGGAGGCUGCAGCGCCAGCAAGAUGGAGCGCAAGGACGUGGAGAAGAACCGGCGGCUGCACAUGAAGGGACUCUGCCUCAAGCUCUCCUCCCUCGUCCCGCCCUCCUCCGCACACCACCUCCGCCACUAUUCUUCUACUUGUUCCUCGCCGCCGUCCAGCAACAAGGACGCGGCGACGCAGCUGGACCAGCUGGACAGCGCGGCGGCCUACAUCAAGCAGCUCCGGGCCCGGAUCGACCACCUCAAGCGCCGCAAGCAGGCCGCCCUCACCGGCGGCUGCUCAUCCUCCGUCUCCGCGGGCGACUACAAGGGAGCUCCUUCAACUUCAACGGCGCUGCCGGUGAUCGAGGUGCGGUGCCAGGACGGGUCGGCGCUGGACGUGGCGCUGGCGAGCGAGGCCGGGCGUCCCUUCCGGCUGCACGAGGUGAUCGCGGUGCUGGAGCAGGAGGGCGCCGAGGUGGUCAGCGCCAGCUUCUCCGUCGUGGGCGACAAGAUCUUCUACACGGUCCACUCCCAGGCGCUCUGCCCCCGCAUCGGCCUCGACGCCGGCCGGGUCGCCCAGAGGCUCCGCGGCCUCGCCGCGGCCGCAGCCACCGUCUCGACGCUGCUGACAUGCUGAUCUCUCUAUGUCGUCUAUCUAUCUUUUUUGGCAUGGCGACCGAACCGCCUGAGCCUGACUGACCGGAGGCUAGCUGAUGCUAGAUGGAUUAAUUUGCAGCUGUGCUGCGGGUAGUUGAUCUUUUUUUCAUCGGUCGGGUCAGGGCAGCAAUGUUCUCCAUGAUGUUUGUUUCAGCUUAACCAAGAUUUCUCUCCUUGUACGUACUACGUACUAGUAGCUAGUGUUGUUGCUGGCUGGGUUAGGCUUAGUGGUAGAUAAGGUUGGUUGGCUAAUGGCUCCUCUCUCUUCCGCUUGUGAAUGAGUAAAGCUAGCUUGAGGUUUGUCUGAAAUUGGGCUUCUGAGAUACUCUUUCCUCCACAA
This is a messenger RNA of Triticum aestivum (bread wheat), 1214 nucleotides long. RefSeq names its product transcription factor bHLH168. Gene Ontology annotation, molecular function: RNA polymerase II transcription regulatory region sequence-specific DNA binding; protein dimerization activity; DNA-binding transcription factor activity, RNA polymerase II-specific. Bases 147 to 854 code for a protein of 235 amino acids. Gene Ontology annotation, cellular component: RNA polymerase II transcription regulator complex. The record is from RefSeq and is a predicted model, not a curated record. The transcript has 2 exons. Lineage: Eukaryota; Viridiplantae; Streptophyta; Magnoliopsida; Poales; Poaceae. Gene Ontology annotation, biological process: regulation of transcription by RNA polymerase II.